UAUUUUUACCCAAAACAUGACAGUGAAACUAUCGGAUAUGGGGUACAGAUACCUGUUAUUGUGGAUUUGACUGAUAGAUUAAUUAUUUAAAAUGAAUUAAAUGAGCUAUAUUGGUUUAUUUCUGGGUCAACCAUGAUGACUUCAAAUUCAAUUCAAAUGUCACAUUUUAUGUGUGCCUCUAAUUUGAAAGUUCGGUAGAAUAAUAUGGAAACAAAAUAAGUCAAUAAGGGAAGACAGAACUAUUAUUAAAAUGAUACAUUGAAGUGAUUUUAUUUUUAGGCAACAUUGGAGAUUAUUCCAGAGAACCAGAUCAGCAAGUGUGACAUGUAAAAUGACAAUUUAUCCACAAAGGCUUUGUGGAUCAUUAAGUGGCAGUGUUUAUAAUUCACCAACAGGGAAGGCCAUUUAGCCCCUUAUACACAAUACAGCGGUGACUGUUAAUUAUUGCCAGUGAAGUUUGAAUGUAUAUUCUCAUCCAGCCAGAUGAUAAUAUAUUUUUAUAUAUUAUUGUGCUCUAGAUCUGCAGAAGAACAUACAUUUUGUUUUAUUUCAUUUUUAUUUUGUUAAUUCAAAUAAUUUUGUUCAGUUCCUUUUUUCUAAGCUAAACCAUCACUAUUGCAGUGUACGUCAGUGUAUACAUUAGAAGGUUAACUCAUCACUCUUCAUGGCAAAUCAUUCAAUACUGAUUCUGAUCAUCUUCAUCUCAGUAGUUAGUUCAGUUUGUUGCUGGUUCAGACCGUUAAAUUCAGAUCAGGACAUAAUUAGACAUACACAUUAACUGCUUAUAUUGAAAUAGCAUAGUAGCUACUGAUUCAAUGUCAAAAACAGUAUUCAGCCUGUGUAAAAUUUUGGACUUCUCAUUCACACGGAUGGUAAACAGGACAGGGCCCAAAAUGGAUCCCUGCAGCACACCCUUGGUAAAAGGUCUCAAGACAAUGAUGGAGAUGAAUGCUACGCCUCCCUAUUACAUCAAUACAACGGAUGGCGUUGAAUAUGUUGACAAUUUUGCUAAACUCAGACAGUCUCUCAAGAUCAUAUCUCUCAUAAUUUACAGCCUGGCCUUUGUUCUUGGUGUACUCGGGAAUGGAGUGGUUAUCUGGGUGACCGGGUUCAAGAUGAAGAAAACAGUUAACACAGUUUGGUUCCUCAACCUUGCUGUGGCUGACCUCCUCUUCACAGCAUUUCUGCCACUGAGUGUGACGUACACAGCUCUGGAUUUUCACUGGCCUUUCGGCAACUUUAUGUGCAAACUGAACAGCACAUUAGUCUAUUUGAACAUGUUUGCCAGUGUCUACAUUCUGGUGGUGAUCAGUGUAGACAGAUGUGUGUCUGUGGUGUGGCCCAUCUGGGCCCAGAACCACCGAAAUGUACGCAAGGCAUCCUGGGUGAGUCUUGGUGUUUGGGUACUGGCUCUGAUUCUCUGCACUCCAUAUUUUGUCUUUAGAGACACUGCUCAAUCGUAUGACAUCAUUCUCUGCUUCAACAAUUUUGCUCUUUCUGAUGACUAUGAAACACCGUCAGUCAUUCUGCUGCGACAGUUUCGUAAUCAGGCCAUGACCAUCACCCGCUUCCUCCUGGGAUUUGUUGUACCCUUUACUGUCAUCGUUUCCUGUUAUGCUGUAAUAAUCUAUCGUCUCAAAAGAAACCGCACCCUGGCCAGCCAGUCAAGUCGCCCCUUCAAGAUCAUCGCUGCUGUUAUCACAACUUUCUUCCUGUGCUGGGCUCCUUUCCACAUCAUAGCUUUAAUUGAGUUUGCAAGUCACACGGCUACUGAACCAAGUCUAACAUUACGCUAUGUCAUCACUAUUGGAGUCCCCAUAGCAACCAGCCUGGCUUUUAUCAACAGUUGUCUGAACCCAUUGCUGUAUGUGUUCAUGGGACAAGAUUUCAAGGAUAAAAUCCGCAAAUCCAUCCUUACUGUACUGGAGACUGUCUUCCAGGAAGACUCCUCCUCACAGUCACACUGAUACAAUCAUUGGGCACCAGUUAGAAAAAAGUCAGUUCAUACUACUGAGGUAUAAGAUCAUCCAUGACAUGAAUUGAAACUGCAUAUAGCAAAUAAUCUUGACACAAAUGCUAAUGUAUAUAUCAAAUUACUUUUUUUGCUUUGGUUGUAUGUAUUGGUUUGGCUGAAGUGAUCGUAAAAUGCCAUUUCCUGAACAAAGAACACAGCAGCAUCAGUUUUUUCAAACUAGGUUUCACAUUUGUUUAUGAAAUAAAGCACAUUAACAAUAGAAGUCCUGUUUUUUUAAGCCAUAAUUGUCACAAACAUGAAUAAUUGUUUUAAAAUAGGAUGCUGAUAGGAAGAAACAUCAUGUAGAUAACCUAAACUUGCACAAUUUUAUGCAGCUGUCUAUAUCAACAAUCUAAAAAUACCAUUCUGCUGGUUUGAUAAACAUUUAUAGUUUUGAUUUGCUGUAAGUAAAGGCUAAUACAGUCUAAUGAGUAAACUUAGAAGCUACUAUGAGCUUACAGAUUUAUUUUGUAAUGUAGCAGCUGUGGUUUACCAGACUCAGUUGUCCUUCAUUCCUUAACCAUCCGACAGCAGAGAACCACAGAAGAAUUGAAUGACACGUUUAUUGUCUAUAUAAGACUGUGAUGCAUGUAACAUAUUGUAAUUAAACUGUCUAUAAAAUCUUUA
Larimichthys crocea (large yellow croaker) is the source of this 2641-nucleotide messenger RNA. Its product is annotated as chemokine-like receptor 1. The transcript has 2 exons. Gene Ontology annotation, biological process: positive regulation of cytosolic calcium ion concentration; phospholipase C-activating G protein-coupled receptor signaling pathway; inflammatory response. The coding region runs from base 816 to 1967 and encodes 383 amino acids. Gene Ontology annotation, cellular component: plasma membrane. Gene Ontology annotation, molecular function: G protein-coupled receptor activity; complement receptor activity. The record is from RefSeq and is a predicted model, not a curated record. Lineage: Eukaryota; Metazoa; Chordata; Actinopteri; Sciaenidae.